CUCAUGAGAAGUCCUCGUGAAAGUGUUUCAUAUGUAGCCUACCCCAACUUGUUUGGGAUAACAGGCUUCAUAAAGAUUUUUUGAAUUCCCAAACAUAUUUUUUGAAUUUAUGAAUAUUUAUUGAAUUCGCAAUCACCUUUUUUUUUUCAAAUAUGCCUUCAUGUUAGUAGAUUUUAAAAGCAUGGUGUGAUGUAUAAAGAAUAAUGGUCAACGCUAUGUUACUGUUCGGAUCAAAUUAUUAUUUGAUAGCAGGAUUAAAAUUGCCAACGAAAGAAGUUAUCAUUUGGGCUUCAUACAAUAUGAAUAUAUCCCACUCGGUCCUAUUUGUAUCAAAAGCUUGUCGAACACUUCGGAGAAGAAUACACCAACUAUUCUGGUAGUGGGCCUAACUCAUCUCAACAAUUAUGUUUAGGCCUUAUUCCCCUAGUAUGCUGGUCAUCGUCUCCUUUCAUGUAUUUCUCUUAGUCUCACUCCCAAACACUUAAUGAUCUAAGAGAGGGAAUUCCAGCAGCCAUGGCGGGCAUUGUCCCCUUCAGUCGUUCAUGCCAUUUGAGAGGAUGAAGGCUCUAGAGACAUCGUGCGAGAGGCAUAGGCGCUAUCGAGUCUGCCACCAUCGUAGCCACGACGACAAUGCCACAAAGCAAAUAGAGGAGGGUAGCGUAGCAUGGUGGCGCGACAGCGCUGUGAGAGGACAUGCACUCGAACAUGGGGCACUGCAGUCUGUUUCUUCUUUCGGUGAGUGGUAGCUAGAUAUACCAUACUCCCAACAAGAUGACGGUAAAACGUUGAAUUAGACAAAGGGUCAUCAUCAGUAGCACGAACGUGAACAUUUAGCUUCAUGGGAGUCCCAAUAGUGUGCUCAUUAGUAAGCUCAGCACGAGCGAGAAGAUCCUGGAUUGCAUUUCUUGAGCAAGAAGAGAUCUCAAUCCGAAGAAACUAGCGAAGAGGGCCCAAGAUCAGGAAUAAGAAAUUGAUCACUAAGGCGUGCCUUCACAAAGGCAAUAUAUUCGGGGUAUUCGCCAGUGAUGAUCAUGUCAUCGGUAUAUAGAAGAAGAGUCCUACCAAGAGCAGAAAGGUGGAAAAACAUCGUAGGAUCAUGAGCACCAAGGUUGUCAGAAUCGUGAUCCUGUUAUACGAUUCUACGACUUUACGAUCCAAACUAACCCCUAUGAUUCUAUGAUUUUAGUUCAUGGAAUCUACGUUUCUACUAUUCUGAUAGUGAAGAUUCUACGAUUUGCGAUCCUACCAUCGGAGCUUCAAUCCGAUUCAAAAUCGCGAUUCUGACAACCUUGAUGAGCACUCACUGAAAACCAGUGGCAGCCACCGCAGAUGCAAAACGCUCAAACUAGGCACGAGGGCUUGCUUAUGGCCAUAAAGAGCCGUGAAGACAACAAAACAUGUCGUCAAGAACAAAAUACCUAUGUGGUGGCUGCAUGUAAACCUCCUCACGUAAUUCACCAUUCAGAAAGACAUUCUUAAUAUCAAGCUGAGGCACAUACCAGUGGCGAAUAGAGGCCACAACAAGUGUGCGAGCAGUGGUCAUAUGGUUCAUAGGAGCAAACAGUCUCAUCGUAAUCAAGACCAUCAAGCCAUAAAACGAGCUUUGUGGCGCUCAAGAGAACCAUCAGAGCAAGUCUUAAGAUUGUAGACCCACUUACAAGUGAUGGGACGGACACGUGUUGGUGCGCUCAAGAGCAACAAUCUCCUUUGCCAUCACAAGCUGCCAUUUGGGAUGAAAAACAGGGCCAACACUUGGAAAGUCAUGGUGGUCCACAAGCGGAAGUGGACGAGGAUGCAAGCCAUAAGUAGGUUGAGGCGGGGAAGAUGGCACAUCAGUAGACGCACCCAGACGACGAGUAUAGAAGUGAGGAAAAAGAUGGAAGGAUACAAUGAGGAAUCAUUGGGACAAACUCAAGUGAUGGAGAUAAUGAAGCCAUCGGUGAUGAAGGUGUGGAAUCCUGUGAUAAGCGAGGUGUGGAAAUCAUAGGAGAUGACGACAUCGGGUCUGCAAUAACCGAAAAAGUGUGCGAAGAGUGGUCAUGUGGGCCAUAGGAGCAGAUGUCUCGCUGUUGUCAUGACCCUGUUCCCAGUACUAGACGAGCUUUGUAAUGCUCAAGAGAACCAUCAAAAUCUUAACCUUGUAGAACCUCUUACAAGUGAUGAGACAAGUAAAAGGAGGAAGGUUAAUGAGAUCCCAUGUGUCGAUGCACGCAAGAGCAUCAAUCUCCGAUGCCAUCCUAUUCGGGAUGAACAACAACGUUAUGAUAAGAAGUCGUCUCAAGAAGAGCGGUGCUAGAAUAACCAUAGCGAUCAAUAGGCGGAAGCAAUAGGCGGAAGCGGGUGAGUUCGGAAGUGCCGGCGGCGAUGCGUUGCCAACGGGCGAAAAAAAAUCCACAACACACGGAUGACCAUUCUAGUAAAGAAGAGGAUGAGGGGAAUCACCAGGGAAGCCUCAGGUAAUGAACAAGGUGAAGUCGUAGGUGACGACGGUGUGGGGUCUACAACAGUAGUACAGGAAGACACGGUGGGAUUGCUGAACGAGGGCAAUAUAUGAGUGAUAGGUGUAUUGGAAAAGGCGAGGAAAUAAAUAUCCUCAAUGGGGGAGGCCAAAGGAGAGGAUGGAUGUGGAUAGAAACAAGAAAUGUGUGUUUGACGACUCACAACAUAUCUGUUGCUCAUCACCGUAACCUAAGAAGACACAUUCAAUAGAGUCUUGCAGUCAGUUUGGUGCAUUCACGGGGGCAAGAAGAACGUAGCAAACACAACUAAACAAAUGAAGCGUUGAGUAGUUAGGAGAAUGACCAAAAAGACGCUCGAGAGGAAUGCCACCCUGUAAAGCAAAGGAAGGAUGAAUGUUGAUGAGAUAGGUGGAAGUAGAAAACACCUCAACUCAAAAGUGAGGUGGAAGAGAGAUGACAAUCAUUAAUGCACGAGCCGCCUCAAGGUGACACUUCUUGCGCUCAACAACACCAUUUUGAGCGUGAGCAUCAGGAUAAGCGAACUGAGCAAGUGUGCUUUGCUCAACAAAGCUUCUUAGAAAUAGACAAGACUUCACUACAAGAAAACAUAAAAGAUGUCCAUGUGUGUCAAGAGAAAUCAUCUGUAAAGAUUUUAUAGUAGCGAUUGCCUCCUUACAAGAAAGAGACUAGCGGUGGCAGUGAAGGGAAUGUGAAGCCAGUUAAGCUCCUAGAGGCCCUGGGAGUCACAGUGCUGAGGGCCUGCACCAAGUAGACCACCCGUGUGAGGAUCCUAAUCAGAACAAGAUUCAAAGUCGAGAGUGACCAUACAACCAGAGCGGAAAAAUGCUACCAAAAAAAUUCUUGCUAUCAGAAAACUAGAGUGAAAAAGUCUUAAACUACCUGAAAUGAGUUGCAUGGUAAAUGGAGGAACAUGAGCAAUAGAAGGAGCAUGAGAAGAUGAAGUGCUAAGAGUGCCUCGACUAUCGACUGGGAGGGAAGUACCAUCAACAGUAAGAACACGAGCAUGAGAAUCUAGAGGUCAAAUGGAGGACAAAUUGGAAGAAUCAUAAGUCAUAUGACUCUCCAGUACCAAGGAUCCAUGGAGGCGUACCUAAUUUUAUAAAAAGUGUUUCCUCAGUACCAGAAGAAUCAGUAGCAAAACUUGCAAAACCUGUCGAUGGAGAACCAAAAAGGCAGCUAGCAGACACCGAAGUUGUGUAAUCUCCAUUGUAGUCAGGGGCUCAACUUUAGAUGUCAAUGAAGAAGCAUCGGGCGAAGAAGAAACAGAAGCAGAAAAUACGUGUCAGAAGUUGUGCAAUCUCCUACGAGGUGAAGGACACCUCUGAAGUUGUCGACGUAGAAUCACCAGAAGAGGAGUGUCUGCCACCACCUGUGUAAGCCUAAAGGAUGAACAAUACAUGUUAUAGAAGUCGGUGGAGGAGAUGAGGUCACAUGCACACGGGCACCAAUUGCGAAGGGAAGGCGCACAUGACGUAGUCUGCGGUGUGAUGUGCACCAGCACUACUUAUGAAAGUCGUGAGGCAAGUCUGUGUACAAUGACCAUUACCAGUGGUCGCGAGAGGAGUCAUUGUAAAGCCACUAUCGUAGCCUAUGGAAGGCACCGGGGUGACAUAUGUCAUAGAUGGAGGAGCACCAAGCAUCGAUGGACAAUGCAUGUGCGACACCCUAAAAAGCCACCACACAAGGAAGAGAAAUUGUGUCCAAUGAAGACAUUGUACCUUUUUUGUUCUACUCUUUCUUUUACAGAACUAGCUUUGUCUUACGAAAGAAGAGAGCAGCGGAGCAUGGAAGAGCAGCGUACAGGGCGCGUGCGAAGGGGCAUGGUCCCCUAGAGAGGCAUGUCGACAGGACAUGUUGCCGUCUGUGAGGUCCGGUGUCGAAGUUCGAUGUUGAGGUCAUGCGUGCAGCAAAAGAGGGAGCCGAGACUAUGACCCGACAGCGAAUUUCGUGGAGAUUGCAGAGGGCGCCGUCCUCCUUGAGAAGACGGUGAGGCGUCGACCAGCUGGAAUGUCGGGACAUCUUGGAGCGGCGAAAAGGCGUGACCUCUUGGAGCGAUGGGACGUCGGCCUCCUGUAGAAGGCGGUGAGGCACCAACCUUCUAGAGAUGAAGAUGAGGCAUAACCUACGUGAAGAGGUAGCAUGUGGUUGCGAGCGCGAUGGGGGUGGUCAUCAGUGGCGAGUACGAUGGAGGCGGAGGUAUCGAGUUCGAAAGGGCUUGACGGGAGUGGUGGCCUUUGGGGAAUCACUGUGGCGGGAGAGGGCUAGACGAUGAAGGAGAGACUAACAUGAUCUGGAGCCAGCAGAGCGACGACGAUAUUUCUUGAGAAGAUGACUCUCAAGCGAGUGCGGGGGGUUGGUUUGCACGCGAGCGUACUGGUCUGAGAAAAACAUUGAUUAGAAACUUGGAUACAAAUCGAUUUAGAGGAGCACGAGUUGUGCAUGCGAUAAAGAAAAGCUAGGCUCUAAUACCAUGUUAGGAAUGUGCAAUUUGUAUUCCCAAGUGGCCAUAGGCUAUACAUGUACGUGUGUGGUACAAUAUGCAAAAAAAACCCUUGUGUAACAAGGAAAAUGUAAAGGGUACAUGACUAAUUUUUUUUGAUGUGUAAGACCCAGGCAUUGUGUUCCUUCUAGAUGGUCUAGAAUGCGAGCAACAACGAAUGCAAGCAACACCAUUGACUUGAGUCACAGUCGAAAAGGGAAAUGCUACCCCUGGGGGCAAUGGUGAUGUCGAAGAGACGGGCUCCAAUUUCUAGAUUGUUGUCGAGAAGGACUGAAGCAAAGGGUGCAGACGACAUGGAUGUUCAGACCGUGGUAUAGAUUAUCGAUCAUUGAAGACCUGGGCAUUGCGUUCCUUCCAAAUGGUCUAGACCCACGAGCUACACUACCAACCCGAGAUCAUGAUGCACCAAAGACGAGAUGGUUGCCCGACAACUAAUCAACUGGUCGGAAAGGGGCCUCGGGGUGGGUUUGCGGCAAUGACAUUGAAUAGGUGAACAACAGUUGCCAGAUUGCCGCUGAGAAGUAGUAGCUGGUGAACAUGUGCUUGGCUGUCUGAGGGGCACUAGAGUAGAGGGGGCAUGCGAUGUGGCUAACCGGACCAUGGCUCUGACGACGGUAGGCACACCAUAAACGAUGUUGCAUGGUGAGCCACAUAUGGAUCUUGCAUGCUAUAAUUGCCCACGCUUUCUGCUUUCCACAACAUUUUAUUGAGGGGGGCUAAAUGAAGCCCAUGGAAGAAAUCAUGGUACUCGGAGUUCCCCGAUGAAAUCUUGACCAUUCAAAAGCAAGUGAUCUGCUACGUUUUCCUGAAGGGUGAUGUUCCCCAAAUGAUGACGCCGAUGCAGGUAGACCUGAUGACUUACAUUGUCAGCGCAUUGAUGAUGUCCUGUAUCCAUGAAUGGUUUGCGAGUGCCUGAUGCAUGGUGCAUGUGUUGUCGGAAGAUGGCGUUGACGCGAGGAGCUGGCUGGAUUGCCCCUCCAGCCAUGUAUGGGUCUAGGAAGGGUGGAAUUUGCAUUGUUUAUGCAGGAAGAUGUGGGGGUGGCGAACAUGUAUUUUUCCUCGUUUUCAACAGUGGGGCGGCAACUUGGCCCAACAAAUGUGCACUUCUGCCGCAACCAUCGGAUUUGCAAUGAAUAGUCGAGGAUGUGCAUAUCAAGGAUUUUGAAGCUGCUGAGUUCCACAUGCAGCAUACCUUGCUCCAGGCCACCAUGCAUUCCCGUCGCUGACUAUGUUGGCCCACCUCUAAAGGAUAGCGCGAAUGCACUUCUCGAUCGCUGCAGGUAACCAUAAAGGUCGUUGCAUGGUGAUGUCUUGAUAAACUGGGUCGGAGAGAAGCACUAAUUUGACAAGCAUGACAAGCCUCCUAUGUUUAGUAGAUUCGCAAUCGAAGUGGGGAUGCAGUUGAGAACUUUCUCUAUAAGUGGAUAGGUGGACCGUGCGAAUCUUCUUCCACGACAAGGGGAGGCUGAGGUAGGUGCACAGGAGUGACGAGAAAGCACAUGCGAAGUUGAUCUGGAUCUCCUAAAGCUCGACGAUGCUGCAGCAGAUUGGCGCGAAGGAGCACUUGUCGAAGUUAGUGCAUAAGCUCGAUGCACCACCAAGAUCAGGUUGCCGCACGUCGAAGACAGGAGAACGACCAUGUCGGCGGCGUACAAUGACAUGAGGUUCUUGACACCACGCCAGCGCGAUGGCUCCAACAUGACGACGCUCUUCGCAUGAACUAACAAGGCAUUUAGCUCCUCCAUCACAAAGAAGAAACAAUAACGGCAAAAGGGGGUCACCUUGCCACAUGUCACGACGGUGAAGAAUAUGCCUUUCGGGCACCCCAUUGAGGAUGUCCAUGACAGAAUCAUUCAAACCCACUUGGUGAGUCUGCCGCCAAUGUCGGCGUGCCACGAGACUAUAGGAUGAAGGGCUAUGAGACUGAAUCUAUUGCUUUCGCAGUGUCAACCUUGAGCAUGAGGGUUGCGGCGCGUCUGGUGUGCAAGCCCUUGUCGGUGACCAUGAAGGACGUUGGUUUUCCUUGAUUAGUUCCGGGAGUCGAGGCACAACACAGAGAGCAAGCAACUUUGAGAAAAGCCUGACAAAGGUAUGCGGCAAACAAAUCAAGUGGAAGUGCUUUACCUUGUUCUUCUCUGGCAACAAGACGAUGAGGGUAGCAUUGGGCUCGACGAGGUAACCUACGAUAAGCACAUAGAGCUGGUGGACGACGACAACAAGCUCAUCUUUGACGAUCUCCCAAGCGAGCUGUUAAAACCACUCUAGGAGGGCUGGCGGCAUGUCGCAACCCAUGAUGGAUGAAUAGUCUGUGGGCAUCUACUCUUUAUCCUCAUGGGUCAAGGUGACACCACUGUCACGGGCAAUGCCAACCACACAUGAUUUUUGCAAUGGCGGUGGCACACAUGGAUAUAGAAGUAGUGUGUGCUUGCGUCUACCUCGGCUAAGUAGUGGAAGCGGAGCGUUGGCGGGUGAUGAUGCACUUGAGGGACACCAACCCAAGCAGCUUAAGCUUCAUCUCUUUGCGCAGAUUAAGCUCCUUUUGGGACAGCCGUCGAGACUCUUGCACUGCGUUGAGAUGGAAAAUGAUUUCCUUGGCCAUGAGUUGUUGUACCUUGAUGCUACCAAUAUGUUGGUCGCUCCAUGACUGCAGUGUGUUGGCCGUAUGCUUCAGCAGGACACCCAAAUGUUAGAGUGGGCCAAGGUGCGACAACACAUGCUAGGCAUCGGCAACCACAUGGUGGAAGCCAUCAAAAUUCUGCCAGAUAUCCUUCAAGUGGAACGGGUGAGCCCUAGGCAUGCAGGAUGAAUCUACUGCCAUGGAGGAUCCUGCGCGGAAAAGUAUAUAGGAUGUCAUUAACCCCAGUUCGUCGAGCAAAACAAGCAGUUUGGCUGCACCAACAUUGGCGGCCACCACUAGUUGCUCCAAUCGUAGCGCCGCCCGACGAGGUUGAUCUCAUGAAGCUUGAGGUCAUCAAGGAAAUGGUGAAAUCUUGCCCAUCUAUCUUUUGGCUAGGUUAGUGUUAUUCCAAUCCCCUGCUUGGUAGAUCAAGUUGAAGUCAGCAUUAACGACCUAAGGACCAGGAUGCAUGGCGCGAAACUCAUAGCGCUUGGAGGAGAAAGCGAAGCGAUCCGCGCCAGAGAAAGGACCAUAUACGGUUGACAAUCACGAAGGGUGUUCCUGAGAUAAACAAAGAGGUCGAAGGUGAGGAAGGCUACUCCAAAAACUUCCAACAGUCGGAUCUCCAAGCAACAAAGAUACCUUCGUGUGUUGCAGCGGCUGGCAAGAAGAGAUACUUGAAACCAGGUCCAAGAUUGUAGCCAGCUUUGUCUCCUCAACAAAGAGAAGUGAGAUGUGUUCGUUCAGAACAAUUGCACAAAGCACAUCACAUUGUGUUGAUGCAUUAAGACUUGACACGUUUUACACCGUGGUUGACAUCAUCCUCCACAGUGACAUCCCUUAUGCUCUUCAGACGCCAAACACCUUAUUCGAGUGUGAGAUGUCAAUCUCCGCAAGGUUGCAGUUGGGCCCAAGCAUCGGUGGCGAGCGAAGUGGUGACCUCGAGCAGGUUGAAGUGGUGCUCAUAUUUCGACGGCACUACCUCAUGACCUGAGUACAAGACAGACACUCAGAAUCACUCAGCCAAAUCAAGUAUGUUAAGCACCAGUCUAAUUAAGGGGACUUACGUUGGGAGGCCUCACUAACGUUCGCAAGUUCCAUGGUCAAUGCCUCGACCUUCUCCUCAAUGGCUUUCUUGGCAGCCUUCCAGUGGAUAGCAGCGUUGCAUGGGCUUUAGCGUCCUCGAUCACCUGUGACCUGACAACACCGAGCUUGGCAUUGGUGGUAUGGAGCUCUGCCGCCUUGGCCAUGCCUGUGGAGGGAGUCCAUCUCCUUGCAUGCCUUGUUGGCGAGCUUCACCCGCUCCUCCAUCUUUGUGGAGUGCUCGCUCUGCACCGCAAGCGUGCGACCUUGUCCUCGGCGGCUACACGACUAAGACUCGAUCGGUUUGAAGUAAAGCAAAAAUAGACAAGGGUAGUUGUCAAAGAGAGCCCAACGCUUACCUUCGGCUAAUUGUUGGCCAUGAACUGUUGUAGCUACCGUGAAUAUGUCGGUCGCUCCAUAACUGCAAGGUGAUGAUCGUACACUUCAGAAGGAUACCCAAAUGCUAGAGUGGACCAAUGUGUGGCGGCACAUGCUAGGCAUCGACAUUCACCUGGUGGAAUCCAUCAAACUUCGGCCCGAUAUCCUUGAAGUGGAACUGGUGAGCCCUAGCGUCAAAAGCAUGGUGUACAAGAUGACCGGGCAGUGAUCUAACGCCAUGGAUGAUCCCACCCCUUAACAAAGAAGUCAUAUAGGAUGUAAGAAAUCUAUGGGAAGAUUCAUCCAUCCAGGAACUUACUUGUGUGGAAGUGUGCUGCUGCUGCAAGUUCCUGACUGUGCACAGUACUUCAUGGAGAAUCUGGACCUAUUAGCUGAAGCAGAUUACAUACCAACAAAGGAGCACUAGAGGCAAGGGAAGGCAUGACAGAACAAGUGGUUGUUUCAUGGCCAGGGCAGAGACAUGCAACGGUGAGGGUUGCAAUCGUCAGGGGACAUCACCUUAUAAAAUGCCCACUCACAAUGGCUAGAUCCUGCUCUCUACCUCUCCAUUGUCAUUGACGCAUUUACAAUUGCAGAUUUAAGCCUCUUUGAUCCUCUGCUGUAAUCUGGCAAUAAUAUCAGCACAUAAAUUGAUUCGCUUCUUCCAGCGGGCAUAUCAUUCAACUCUCGGUGCAGGUUGUUCACCAGUGAUCUGGUUUGCUAAAAGGCAUAUUAUUUGAUCCAGACUUGGAAUUGCUUAUGUGUUGGCAAAACAUGAUAAGCAGGCAUUGAACCUCACCCAACCAUCAACGAAUUUAUUCCAUCAAUCAAAGAGAUGAUGACAUCUAUGCCUAUUGUUGAAGACAUUAGUAUCAUCAAAACAAUAGUAUUAGAUAGCUUACGAACUGGAAUUUUCUUCCAGCUUACUAUAUGUAAUGCUCUCUUUUAGGUUAAGUAUCUGCAUAUAUGAAUCUAGUUCCUAAAGCCUUUGAUUCUGCCUCGAGGGCAAGAGCUGCAGUCUUAUCCUCGACCUUGAAUGAUCGAUUGGGGUAGUUGUUUAUUGUGAUCACACCGUUCAGUCCUGGUAUCAUUUCAUGUAUGCAUAGUGGGGUACGACAUGGAAUUUAGCCAACACCGGUCGCCCGAGCAACACAUGGUAGUCGCUCCAGAAUGGGACGAUGUCGAAGACUAACUCCUCGACUUGCUACGUGAAGCGUAACUUUUCCGGUGCACUAUGCUUCUUUUCCGGGGACUAUACCUUUAAAGGUUGUCCUGCUUAGCUGGAUGUGAGAUUUGUCGAACUACAUCUUUUGUAAAGUAUCCUCGUAUAUGAGGUUGAGGCUGCUGCCGUCGUCCAUCAAGACCUUUGAUAAACGAUAUCCAUCAAUAAUAGGGUCUAGAACGAGAGCGCAACUCCUUGGUUGUGAGCUCCUAUCAGUUGAUCUUGAUGAUCAAAGGUGAUUGGAACGUCCAACCACCUGCUUUCCGAUAUUGGUGAGUAGGUUUCGUAGAUCAUAAAGACGUCCUUGACCUCAGAUGGGUACCCCUUUGGUGGUAGUAGAUUUUCUUUCCUCAGCUUUCGUGAAUGUUGGGGUUGUCAAGAUACUCCACUCCUCCAUUUGCCACUUGUCUGAUGACCCAGCAAUUCCUGAGCUUGUGGGUUGCCGAUUUAUUCGAAGAGGCGGAGUGGAUGGCACAUGAUUCGUUGAGCAUGGUGUCUAGCUGCGAUUUAACCUUUCUGCUGCUGGACCGACCUCUCUUUCGAGAAGGCUGCUCGUCGUCCUAGUUGGUGCUGUUGCGCUUGGAUCAUCGAUUGCGAUGUAGGCCCUAUUUUCUUCUCCGAUCUCGGAUAAUUCCGUGUUGCCGUUCUCGCGCCAUUCAUUGACUGUCCAGGCGUCCACCAUGUUGUAUUUAGUGACUAUGUUGGAGAGUGCGGUGAAUAUCUUCAUCUGACGCCGAAGGAAUUCUCUCAUGAUCCCUUUGUCGAGGUUGUUGUCACAGAAGGCUACUAAUGCCUCGUGAUCCAUGCAGUCUGGGAUUUGGUUCUUCGUGAACAAAAAUUGUGUCCAAAAUUCUCAGGUCGUCUCAUUCUACUUUUGGACGACAAGGGCUAGAUCCUAGAUGUCAGCUUUUCCCGAUUUAUCUGUGCGGUAUUCGACAUGGGAGGUGGGUGGGAUUGAAGAUUUCAUCCCGAUCUGGCAUCGGCGCCUCCGAUGAGUUUCUAUGCGGUUAACCUAAUGUUGUCCCUGGUAAUUUUAAUGGAACCUGGCUUGUCAGGCCGUCGUAUUGUAUUGUCGGAUCCGAUCUCCAGGCUUGGUCUGACAAGUUGUAGUCUCCAUCCCAAGCUGAGUAGAUCCUCCGUGCUUGGGUGGAGAUAGCCUGCCGCUCUUCGCCAAAUCUAAUGUCGUGGUGGAGGAGGCCACGGCAGGGUCUGAACCAUCGAGCUCUAUGUCUCGACUGAUGGUUGGAAUUUUGAUCUUCUCCGGUGGCUCGGUUAAGCCGAGAAGUGACUCAGAGGCUACGUCGGCACCGAUUUGAUCGUCAGCGCUUGAAGCCAUCGAGUUGCUUCGAUCUUCCAGAGGGACCUGUAUGGGCCACCAAUGUCGGAGCUAAAUCUAGCGGAUCUCGGGUUGGGGGUCCCGAUUUGGUAGUCUUGGCUAGAUGGUAACAAGGACACAAGGGACACGAGGUUUACCUAGGUUCAGUCCCUCUCGAAGAGGUAAAACCCUACGUCCUGCUUUGUAUUGAUUGUGGAUAGGGUACAGAGUAUAUGUGAUCUACCGCGAGAUCGUAUGUGAAUGAAUCUCCCCUCUACGACCCUGGCACCUCCGCUUAUUUACAUACCGGGGGUACCUAGGGCAAACGUGUCAAGGACUAUCUUACGCCUUGGAGAAUACGCCAAGUCUUCGUGUCGUGCCGAGGUGGACAAUAUAGCAAGAGGAGCUGCUAAAGGUGUAUUCACGAAAGUGUGUGCUGUCUCAGAACGGUACUGUGCUGAGGUGGACAACAAAGCAAGAGGAGGAUCUAAAGGUGUAUUCACGAAAGCGAGGUGAGGGUAUUGCACAUCAAGUGGAGCAACUAGAUCAGCCACCGGCGGAACAACAAGGUAGUACUGAUGUGAUUUCCAUCUCUGCGGGGAUCAGGCUGAAGGGCCAGUGGCCACAGUAUGAAUUAUCAUCACUGCUCUUGGUUCUUGUCAGUUGUCACAUGCUUGAAAGCACUAAUGAUUUCCCAACUAAAAGUAGUAAUAUUUUCUCCUUGAUGCUUAUAUACGUGCCGCCUUAAAUGAUCCUAAGGAUGAAAUAAUGAUAGUUCUUGUGUGAUUUCUGAUUUUUAAUGUUGUCAUGGUGAUGGUUCAACUAAAGAAAAGGAGAAGCUGGAAGGUAACAUUUGUAGGGUUUUGGAUUUGUUUAGUAUGUAGCGUUCAAUACCAGGGGUCAGCUUUGAGCCCUUAUUGACCUGCAAUGUUGUAUGGUGCUGAGUGUUGGCCGACUAAAAGGCAACAUGUUUAAUAGUUAGGUGUGGCGAAGAUGCGCAUAUUGAGAUGGAUGUGUGGCCACACAAGGAAGGACAGAGUACGAAAUGAUGAUAUACGAGAUAGAGUUGGGGUAACACCGAUUGAAGAGAAGCCUGUCCAACAUUGCCUGGUCUUACUUUUCAUGUUAGCAUAUUAUAUUAUAAUGACAUUAACUCUUGAGACAACCUGCGAAAAGAACUUCAUCUUUUAAUAUCCUUUGCAGGUGUUAUUAACCACUCAUUUUCUUCAGCAUGAACAUCAUCUUGGUCGGCUAUUAACCAAGAAUGUGUUUGAUCCACACCAUAAGCGUAUUUCCAUCCAAAGAGGAAUUUAUUUGAACCGAGAAAGAGGGCACAGUUGAUUUUGCAGCAUUGAUCCAAUUCACAUCGAUGAUCCUCUUUUCCCUGCUAACAUUGUGGGCCGGAAUUGUUUCCGGGUCCACCACUGAACCAAGUUAUUAUUGGCAUCCAAGCUUGCCAUCCAGUCAAAAUCUCCUUAACUUGAUGUUCGUAUUCAAGGAUGCUGGAAGAGGUGCUGCAGGGUGUGGGCUUAGCUGUUCAUGCUGCUAGGCCUUUCCAAACGGAGGCUCUGCACGACUUCCUGUGCAUGUUUUUGGGUUUGCCCAUGGACAACUUUGGCCAUGCACAAACACAGCCAUCUCCUCUGGUACCGUUUCAGCAGCCAUCUCCUCUGGUAUCAUUUCAGCAAACAUUUACCAUCGUUGUCACUGAUUCGUCUUUGCGUGGCGAAUUUUGGCACUCACUUAUCACCCGAGAGAUCAAGAAAGCAAGGGGUUCGUGGCAUCCAUGAUGCAUUGAGAGUCAUGCACCUCGUGCCAGGGAAGGCAUAUAAUGGCAAGGAGGAAGGUCCAUCUCACCGCCGCCUUAUCAACGACUGUAUGCAUGACAUAAUGGGAGUUCAGCCAGAAAAUCGUGUUAUGCGUAAUGGAAAAGUGCAGUUUGUUGGCUCAAGCAAUAAUACAGAGCAAAUUUUACCCAAUACCGUUGAUUCUAAUGAUAUCUCUGCUUGUCCUUCCAUUAAUAAGCUCGCAAAGGGAAACAAGUUUAUGCUACUUGUGGAGCUGCAUAGGAGAGGAAUGAGUGCGGAUAUAUCUAUUCUAGCAUCUGCCAUGAGCUUUUGUGCUGUUAAGCAAUCCAUUAGGGGAGGUGUCCAGCUCCAUGCUCUACUGGUGAAAGUUGGUUAUGAAUUGUCAGUCCUUUCUGGCACCUCUCUAAUCAGCUUAUAUGCAAGAUGUUAUCAACUGGAGAAUGCUUGUCAGGUUUUUCAGAACAUGCCAGUUAAAAAUACCGUGUCGUGGACAGCACUCAUUUCUGGUUAUGCGCAGGAUAAUAAGGUUGAGCCUUGCCUCCAGGUGUUUCAGCUGAUGAGGCAGUCAGCGUGCAGGCCUAAUGACAUCACAUUUGCCACUAUCUUCAGUGUGUGCACUAACCACGCACUUCUUGCACUUGGUAAAAGUGUUCAUAGUCUAGAACUGAGAAUGGGUUUUGAUUUGUGUGUGCAUGUCUCAAAUGCACUGAUAUCAAUGUAUGCAAAGUGUGGGAGUAUAGAUGAGGCCCAGUCCAUAUUUGAGAGCAUUGCGUGCAAGGACCUGAUUUCUUGGAACUCCAUGAUAUUUGGAUAUUCACAGCAUGGCCUUGCUGAGCACUGCCUAAGCUUGCUAAAAGAAAUGGAGGAGGAGCACGUAGUGCCUGAUGCAAUCUCCUUCCUUGGCAUCCUGUCAUCAUGUCGGCAUGCAUGCCUUGUAGAGGAAGGCCGGCGCUGCUUCAAGGCAAUGAUCAGACUUGGAAUGGAACCAGAGUUAGAUCACUACUCGUGUAUGGUUGACCUCCUCGGCCGGGCAGGAUUGCUCGAUGAAGCAUGGGAUUUGAUCCAUACAAUGUCCACGUCCCCAAAUGCAGUCAUAUGGGGUUCUAUGCUGGCUGCCUGUAGGAUGCAUGGGAAUAUUCCGAUUGGCAUCCAUGCUGCAGAGCACCGUCUUAAGCUGGAGCCAGGUUGUGCUGCAACUCAUGUACAGCUAGCAAAUCUAUAUGCUAGCAUUGAUUGCUGGAGUGAUGUGGCCAGAGUGAGGAUGAUGAUGAAGGAGAGAGGACUGAAGACGAACACUGGGUGCAGCUGGAUAGAAAUUGGCAAUAAGGUUUAUACCUUCACAGCAGAAGACAGAUCAAAGAGCCAACAAGUAAAUCAUGUCUUGGCUGUUCUUGACUGCUUGCGCUCUCAUAUGGAAUACAAGUAUGAUCUGCUGAUAGAUGGUCUUGAGUUUGAUGAGCCUGAAUAUUUCAAGGUAGGUUCGAGCACUAAAUAAAAUAUUGGAAGAUCAUAGAUCGCCUCAGUCAUUUGUCUAUAUGAAGAUUGAAGAAUCAAUUCUAUAGAAAAAGCAUGACUCACACUUCAGGGACCUGCGAUAUGAUUCAUCUGAUUUCUACCUCAAAUUGUUCGAUAUUAUAUUGCAUCAGCUUUAGAAUUUUCCCAUCUGCCAUCUGAUUUGAGUUUUGAUGCUCAAUGUAGUCUUAUUUAUACAAUUGUUGUAAAUCAGGUUUCAUUAGUGAUUAGUACAAACCAUGCGGGGACUUUAGAUGUAAAUUGGAGUCAAAAUAUGAGAAAGGCUGGCUUGAUUGACUAAAGGAUUGACGUUUUCUUUC
Triticum aestivum (bread wheat) is the source of this 15235-nucleotide messenger RNA. RefSeq names its product pentatricopeptide repeat-containing protein At2g37320. The record is from RefSeq and is a predicted model, not a curated record. The transcript has 7 exons. Gene Ontology annotation, biological process: RNA modification. NCBI's taxonomy places the organism in Eukaryota, Viridiplantae, Streptophyta, Magnoliopsida, Poales, Poaceae. The coding region runs from base 13135 to 14898 and encodes 587 amino acids. Gene Ontology annotation, molecular function: RNA binding; protein binding.